AAGCAAAGCAAAACUCGAGCGUGUGCAUGCAAAGCAGUCAGUCGUGGAGCAGAAGCAGCAGUAGAAAGCAAGCCGGCGCGUUAUCAUCUCGGCCAGCUGCACCGUGUGUGUGUGCUUGUGUGUCUGUAGGGUGUGUUGAGAUUUCAGCCCUCUCCACUUUAAAACGGACAGUUUGGAGCGGAGCACCAGCCGGCCGUCCAUCUCGUGAAAACGAAAGCGGUGUCAGCGCCGAGGGCUUCGCAGCGUUCACAUGCAGCUCUUCUGGGUCCUCCAUUUUCCACACUGAGAUCGCUUCUCAGCCCAGCCGGGCCAGUUGAGUCUAUGGUGCUCUGGGAGAUGGCAGUGCAGGCCACAGAGAUGACCGUCAUCACGUCUGGACUCAGCCCUCUACCGUCCCCAUCAAGGCAGAGCCAGUGGGACAAACGUGCAGAUGUGGCCGUCAGGGAGCCUCUGCCAAGUCCGCCAGGUGUGGUCUUGAGCUCCGAGUCCAGCCCCACCUCCCAAUCCAGCGUGAGCUUUCAGUCCAGUUCCGGAGAGGACACCGACAACGAGGAGACGAGCAGCACGGAGAGCGCCCGCAGCAGGGCACCACCAGAAAAGACGACUGGACACAAGCAGCCCAGCAGCCACAAGCUAACUCAGCAUCCCCCGGUGACCACCCUGGCAGCCAAGCUGGAGCGGCACAUUGCUGACCUGGAGCAGCAGAGGACCGAGAACAGAAUUGAGAUGGAGAUGGAACAAGCGCUGCUGGAGGCCGAGCUGCAUGCUGAGACAACUGAGCUCAAGAAGGAGUCGGAGAGACUGGAAAUGCUGCAGAAGAAGCUGGCAGACAUAGAGGAGCGCUACAGAGUCGAGUGGGAGAAGGAGAAAGCCCAGCUGGUGGAGGAGCGACAGAGGCUAGAAGGGCUAAAGCAGCAACUCAAGGAGAGCAGAAAACAACUGGCAACACUUCCAGAGGCACUGAGGAAGCAGAAGCAGAAGAAGCUGAAUGAGGAGACUGAAACUCUGGAGGCUGCCGUGAAGGCUUUUGAAGACCUGGAGUUUCAACAACUGGAGAAGGAGAGCAGCUGGGAGGAGGAAAGAGAGGCUUCUCAAAGACGCAUCCUUCUCGAGGUCUCAGAGCAGCAACACCGGCUCAACUCCAGAAAGGAGCGCGUAUUAAAACUGGAGGAACUUGUGAACCAAAUCAGCCAGCAAGCCGAAGCCGAGAGCCGACGACUGAGCCACGACAAGAGAGAGGCGGUGAAAAUGCUCAACAUGCAUUUACUCAAGGAGAAGACUGAAGUGACCACCAGUCUGACGGGCUCAGCGCCCUGUGUGCUGUCCAUCACCAGCCUGUCCGUUCCCAGCUCUUUGAAGAGUCCUUUGCUUGAUAUGAAUGGCACUUCCAGUUUACAGAGGAGACGGAGUCAGCAGAACAGCAGGCCUUCAGACAGACCGGUGUCAUUGCAUGGCUCGCUUGUAAAUGGCAGUUCUUCACUCACUGUUUCUCCACCUCACAACCAAGUGGCCAUGAAGCAACAGUGUGAGAAUCUACAGAGAAGUCCUCACUCUAAGUCACCUCCCAGCAAUUCUCACUGCACUGAAGUGUCAGUCGUUGGCGAGAUGUCACACAAGACAGCCCCCUGCAGGACAACAGCAGUGGAAAGGGAUGGCACUGGCAUCCCAAGCAUAGCUGAAAUGGAGCGUAAACUCCGGGAGGCCAAGGCAGAGAAAGAGCGCCUCCUGAAGGCCAAGGAGGCAAGGCGUCAAGCCCAAGAAGAUGCCAAGAAGGAGGAGCCAAUCUCAAGUCCUCCGCCAGAGACUCUAAAUGGCUUGCCUGAUCUCAAUGCUGAGGAUGACAUGGAGCCACCUGCUUCUCUAAUUAGCUCUUCAACAUUUAAUCUGAGGUCCCACCUGGAGUCCCUGGGUCACGGAGUAGAAAUGUGCACUCACGUCAGUGUCUCAGAUCGUAAAUGCAAAGGUUUUCUCACUAAGAUGGGAGGCAAGAUCAAAACAUGGAGGAAGAGGUGGUUUGUAUUUGAUGGAGACAAAAAGCGCCUGGCUUACUUUUCUGACAAAGAAGAAAAUAAGCUGAAAGGAGUCAUCUAUUUCCAAGCCAUUGAGGAGGUUUACUAUGAUCACUUACGCAGUGCCACAAAGAGCCCCCACCCCAAACUGACCUUUUGCGUAAAGACUUAUGACAGACUCUUUUUCAUGGUUGCUCCAACACCAGAGGCUAUGAGAAUUUGGAUGGAUGUAAUCGUUACAGCAACAGAUGAGCACAGGCGCUACUGAACCCAUAAAGGACAGACUGUUACAGACAAGAGUGCUGCUGUGCCUUCUGCAAACAGAAGACAGGUCAUCGGGGAGGAGGAUCGACAAGUGUUGUGACCUCCUGAGCCACCAGACAUGGCGUCAUGUCUCCUUCCAGGAUUACUUUGGAUGUACAAAGAACCUGGAGCGUGUGAAUUACAGAACAGUGGAACCAGGAUCAUGCAGGCUGUGUCUGCAUAUUAAAGGUCCACCAUGCCUGAGAAAACAAAGCUGGUGACAGUUGGAUUACAAAUGAGACUGCUAAUUUAUUUCAGUGACAUCAAAAGGGCUUAAGUGGAUGCGAAAUUAUUCACUCAUUUUAUAUGGAGCAAACAAGUUAUAUUUGUAAAGUGAAAGUACAUUUCAGUUCUACAGAUAUCAGCAGUAACUAUGGAUGAUGAGGAGAAUAAAAUACUUUAAUGA
Erpetoichthys calabaricus (reedfish) is the source of this 2718-nucleotide messenger RNA. RefSeq names its product pleckstrin homology-like domain family B member 3. The transcript is spliced from 15 exons. Bases 322 to 2277 code for a protein of 651 amino acids. The record is from RefSeq and is a predicted model, not a curated record. Lineage: Eukaryota; Metazoa; Chordata; Cladistia; Polypteriformes; Polypteridae.